Messenger RNA from Drosophila eugracilis, 958 nucleotides. Its product is annotated as SRR1-like protein. The record is from RefSeq and is a predicted model, not a curated record. Gene Ontology annotation, cellular component: cytoplasm; nucleus. Lineage: Eukaryota; Metazoa; Arthropoda; Insecta; Diptera; Drosophilidae. Gene Ontology annotation, biological process: microtubule-based process.
GAAUUGAAAAGAAGAAGAAACGUGUUUAUUUACCUUUUGAAAUGUCGAACUCUGGAGAGGAUUUUCAGGUGGUUACUCGGAAGAAAUGGAUGGCCCGAAAGUGCCUGAGGCGACGGGAUCGCCACAAAUCCGAGAGCGAUUAUUUAAUCGACUGCCCGGAUGUGAAUGUGAAGAAAUUUCAACCACGUCUGGAGAACUUGUGCACCGAGAUGUGUCAAAGUGAUUAUUUCAUAAUGGCCGUGGAAACAUUACAACAGCAGCUUGAAGGCAUAAAAAAACCACUGGAGCGAAUUGUCUGCCUUGGCCUGGGACCAUUUUCUCGCACCUACCAUGCCCUUCAUCAGGCCGCUUUCGUGAUUGGACUGCAGCGGCACCACAAGAUCACGGAGGCUAUUUACUUUGAUCCUGUUUUCAGGGAUAGCGAGAAGGAACUAAUCCGCCUGUUCGACGGACGUGUAAUGAGCGAAGACUGCGCUGGCAAAGACGAGGCGAAGGUGCCCACGCUCUACUAUCUACCACAUUGCCCAUACGCCCUGAUGCACAACAUCUUGUGGUGUAACUGGAAAAGAGAAACACUGCCCAAUGUUUUCCUCAUUUCAAACAGUUUUGAGAUGCUGACAAUGACGCCGAGAAGUCAAGAUGAUCACAUAACACGGAUAGUUGAACAUUGCACAGAGACACCUCUGGAGGACGAUUACGAGCACCAUAAUGUAUUCAAUGACUUAUCACUGCACACAUUUCCCACGGAGUCCCUGCCAGCCAUCGAGGACCUAGCCUUUUGGACACGAUGUGCUCCCUUGAAGGUGAACGAGGAUGAGCUGAUUACAGAAACAGAGACGAAUUUUGCCGCCCUAAAGUUGGAAUCGGAGUAAAUUCAGUUUCUAGUUUUUAAGAGUAAUGCAAUAAACACGUGUUUAUAAAAGUGUUCAUGUAAUGAUAUAAAAAUACCAAUUAAUGC